UUUGCGGAGGGACCUACCUGUACUGCUGUCGCGCUGGCCGGAAGAGAAAGGUGCAACCUUUAGAAGGCUCCCCUUUAGAAGACUCCCAUAGUGGUGGGUAUCGGAAAGCUUCCGCGGCACCGGGAAGUUUGUGAGAUGCCGAGCGGAGGCCGCUGCCCCGACUGCGGCUCCACUGAGCUCGUGGAAGAUUCGCACUAUUCGCAGAGCCAGCUGGUGUGCUCCGACUGCGGCUGCGUGGUCACCGAAGGAAUCCUUACCACCACCUUCAGCGACGAGGGCAACCUCCGAGAAGUAACAUAUUCUCGAAGCACAGGGGAAAAUGAACAAGUUAGUCGCAGUGAACAACGAGGGCUCCGCCGAGUGAGGGACCUCUGUCGAGUUUUGCAGUUGCCAUCAACAUUUGAGGACACAGCAGUGGCCUACUAUCAACAGGCAUACCGGCACUCUGGCAUCCGUGCUGCCAGACUGCAAAAGAAGGAGGUGCUGGUUGGGUGCUGUGUCUUAAUCACCUGCCGGCAGCAUAACUGGCCCCUAACCAUGGGAACCAUCUGCACCCUGUUGUAUGCAGAUUUGGAUGUGUUUUCUGGCACAUACAUGCAGAUAGUGAAGCUCCUAGGGCUGGAUGUGCCAUCUCUGUGCUUGACAGACCUGGUGAAGACUUACUGUGGCAGCUUCAGACUGUUUCAAGCCUCCGCAUCUGUGCCAGCCAAAUACGUGGAAGACAAAGAGAAGAUGCUGUCCCGAACACUGCAGUUGGUGGAGCUGGCAGAUGAAACAUGGCUGGUGACUGGACGGCAUCCCUUGCCUGUCAUCACUGCCGCUACUUUCCUGGCUUGGCAGUCGUUGAAGCCUUCAGAUCGUUUGACAUGUUCCCUGGCCCGAUUUUGUAAAUUAGCAAAUGUGGACCUGCCCUACCCUGCUUCUUCCCGCUUACAGGAGCUGCUGGCUGUGCUACUGAGGAUGGCUGAGCAGCUGGCCUGGUUGCAGGUUCUGAAACUUGACAAACGGUCUGUGGUGAAGCACAUCGGCGAUCUGCUCCAGCACCGCCACACACUGCUGCGCAAGGCCUUUCGAGAAGGAACAGCAGAGGUGGAGGCCCAGAAGGAGCUGCAGGAACAGGGACAGGGGCAAGGACAGGGAAAAGAAGUGGGGAGCAGUUCCUUAGAUUUGCCUGAGGGGAAGCGACCAGCUAGUCCUGCCCUCCUCCUCCCACCCUGCAUGUUGAAGCCCCCAAAGCGGGUCUGUCCUACCCCCCCUGUCUCCACGGUCACUGGAGAUGAGAACAUUUCUGAUAGUGAAAUAGAGCAGUAUUUGCGUACCCCUCAGGAAGUUAGGGACUUUCAGAGAGCUCAAGCUGCUAGACAGGCUGCCACCAGUGGUCCUAACCCUCCCUGAUGCAAUCGGGGGUGGGGGGCCCUCCACCUCGUUUUGACAGCAGCUUGAUAAUAGGCCUGUCAUAGCUAGAGAAAUAAGUGUAUACAAGUCUUUAGGUGUUGUCUUUCCUGUUUAAAGGAGCUAAGUGGGACUUUGCAGUUCAUUGGAACCCGAGUCCUGGAGCAGACAUCGGGAGUGCAGGGGUGCCUGGGUUGGGCAGAGUCCCCCCCCCCUUGGUGCUAAAGAGCAGGUUGCAUAUGUUCACUUUCUGUGGAUGGCUUUCCCGGGAGAGGGUCAGGCUCUCUCCUGCUCCUGGUUUGAAUUGGAUUCAGUGCUGCUACUGCGCUGAUGGGGCCUCCUUGCUGGUGUGGAGCAGUUGGCA
Molecule: messenger RNA, 1756 nt
Organism: Rhinolophus ferrumequinum (greater horseshoe bat)
Lineage: Eukaryota; Metazoa; Chordata; Mammalia; Chiroptera; Rhinolophidae
Gene: BRF2
Product: BRF2 RNA polymerase III transcription initiation factor subunit
Exons: 4
Coding region: 136-1395 (419 amino acids)
Biological process (GO): transcription initiation at RNA polymerase II promoter; transcription preinitiation complex assembly
Cellular component (GO): transcription preinitiation complex; nucleus
Molecular function (GO): TBP-class protein binding; RNA polymerase II general transcription initiation factor activity
Source: RefSeq, a predicted model, not a curated record